Centruroides sculpturatus (bark scorpion) is the source of this 29818-nucleotide messenger RNA. It is a transcript of the gene bent, whose product is annotated as twitchin-like. The coding region runs from base 260 to 29290 and encodes 9676 amino acids. The transcript is spliced from 159 exons. Gene Ontology annotation, biological process: protein phosphorylation. NCBI's taxonomy places the organism in Eukaryota, Metazoa, Arthropoda, Arachnida, Scorpiones, Buthidae. The record is from RefSeq and is a predicted model, not a curated record. Gene Ontology annotation, molecular function: protein kinase activity; protein binding; ATP binding.
AACGACAGAAUACGUCAACUAGCAUUAAUAAAAACAAAGUUGUCUCCGGAGGAAGGAUAGGUUAAUGUCUAAUGAGCCUGGCCAUCUGUUCAGUGUUUAUCUUAAUGUACUGUUGCUCGAACCUCUUCUUCAGACGAAUAUAGCCGAUAGUUAACGUUGCUUCCACACCAGCCGAGCUGUUGUUAUAGUUCUCUAAGCUAAUUUCCUUGCUUCACCUGAGAAUUUUUACUUUCCCUCCCAGGUACAUUCAUCACCUGGGAUGGAUAUCGCUCCUAGUUUCAUACAAAAGCCUCGUCUGAAACAACUAGAUGAUGGUGAUACUUUACUAUUCGAAUGUCUAGUCUCUGCUAGACCCAGGCCCAAUAUUUCUUGGUUUCGAGGAGAUAAAAAGCUAACAGAAAGCAAUAGAAUUGUGUUUAAGAUACGUGAUGUCGGUGGAAGUAGAUUCCUAGUGGCCCUACAGUUGAGCGAUGUGGAAGAUUCGGAUUCUGGUCUCUAUAAAGUUUGUAUCAAUAACAAAGCCGGGGAUGCUAAUGCUACCAUCAAUGUUAAUUUAACCUCUUCAGAAGAUCAAGAAGGCCCCGGAAAAGGGGUAGCGCCGACUUUCGAAAAGAAGCCAACGAUAAGGCAAGAAGACGAUGGCGACCGUCUUCUCUUCGAAUGUCUUAUCGCUGCCGAUCCGAAACCGACAGUGCAAUGGUUUUUAAACGAAAAGAAAAUCGAACCUAAAGGUAGACACAAGAACCGUUUUAGCCCCGGAAAAGGGGUAGCGCCGACUUUCGAAAAGAAGCCAACGAUAAGGCAAGAAGACGAUGGCGACCGUCUUCUCUUCGAAUGUCUUAUCGCUGCCGAUCCGAAACCGACAGUGCAAUGGUUUUUAAACGAAAAGAAAAUCGAACCUAAAGGUAGACACAAGGUGAGAUUGGAACAAAUAGGAAAAGCCUAUAAAUGUGUAUUAGAAAUAAUAGAUGUUGAAAAUAAAGAUGGAGGAAAAUAUAAAAUUACUGCAAAAAAUGACCUUGGUGAAGCUAAUUCAACAAUCAAUCUUAAUUUGGAUACGGAAGAAGAUGAAGAAGAGGAAGAUGAAGGAAAACCUGCAUUCUUGGGAAAACCAGUUAUAAAGCAGUCUAAUGAUUUCAAAGAUAUAUCAUUUGUUUGCAAAUUAACUGCAGAUCCAAAACCAGUUAUGCAAUGGUAUCAUAAAGGAUCUCCCCUUAAGGAUGGUGGUCGUUAUAAGUAUAGUUUAACAUUAGAAAAAAAUGUAUAUAUUGCAUCUUUAACUGUCUUCCAAGUAGGGGAUGUAGAUGAGGGUGAUUAUAAAGUCAUUGCUAAAAACUCUGCAGGCGAGAGUUUUGCAACUAUUAAUCUUAAUUUUGAAGGUAAGAAUUUACUGUCUUAUCUCAAGAAUAUUGGAAUAAAAAUUAGGUAUCAUAAAGGAUCUCCCCUUAAGGAUGGUGGUCGUUAUAAGUAUAGUUUAACAUUAGAAAAAAAUGUAUAUAUUGCAUCUUUAACUGUCUUCCAAGUAGGGGAUGUAGAUGAGGGUGAUUAUAAAGUCAUUGCUAAAAACUCUGCAGGCGAGAGUUUUGCAACUAUUAAUCUUAAUUUUGAAGUUUUUAUUGGCUUUGCUUCUAGUGACAGUGAACAAAGGCACAAUGACCCAGGUAAAGGAGAUGGUGGAACAUAUAAAUGUAAUAUUAAAAAUGAGCAUGGAGAAAUCAAUGCAAAUUUGAACCUUAAUAUAGAAGGUGCAGCAGCACCAGAAGGUGAUGCACCUUCUUUUGUUGAAAAGCCAAAAAUCAUUCCUGAAGAUGGAGGAAAACGCAUUAUCAUGGAAUGUAAGGUUCGAGCUAAACCUAAACCUGAUGUUGUUUGGUAUAGAGAGACUACAAUUAUCAAAGAAACAAUUAGGAUAAAACAAACAAUAAUAGAAGAAAAAAAUGUAUAUAUAAUUAGAUUAGAGUUAAAGAAUCCUGAAUUGGAUGAUGCUGGAAUCUAUAGAUGUAACUGUAAAAAUAUAGCAGGAGAGAGCAAUGCCAAUCUCACAUUGAAUAUUGAAUUGGCUCCUGUGAUUAAAGAAGUACCUAAAGUUAUUCAUCGGGAGAAACAAAAAACAAUUGUUAUUGAAUGUUAUGUACAAUCUACUGCCAAACCAGAUGUUCAAUGGUAUAAAGAAAAUACAGUUGUAAGAAGAGAUAGUCGGCAUUCAGUUAACAUAAAAGAAGUAUCAAAAGGACAAUAUGCUAUUGCUCUAGAAAUUGAUAAACCAACAGCUGUCGAUAAAGGCAGUUACAAGCUUGUAGCUAAAAAUGAAAAAGGAGAAGUUACAUCUCCUGCAAUUGAAGUUGAUCUAAAAGAGGAAAAAGAACCUGAAAAAAAGAAAGAGCCUGAGAAGAAAAAAGAAGCAGAAAAACCCAAAGAACCAGAAAAGAAGGAACCUGAAAAAAAGAAAGCAGAAAAGCCUGUGGAAGAAAAAAAAGAACUAAGUCUAGCUGAAGAAAGAGCCAAAUUAAAGAAAAAAGCUGCUGAGAAAAAAGCUGCUGAGGCAGAAGUAACUGAAGAAGAAAAGAUAAGGAGAAAAAAAUCAGAGAGUCCAGCUAUUAAAGAACCUGCAAAACGAAGGGAGUCUGACAAGAGAAGAGAAUCUGAAGAGUAUAUAACAGAAAAAUGGCAGUUCAUGGAAGAUGAAGUUAAAGAGCCAAAGAAAAAAGAACCAAAGAAGAAAGCAGAAAAGCCUGUGGAAGAAAAAAAAGAACUAAGUCUAGCUGAAGAAAGAGCCAAAUUAAAGAAAAAAGCUGCUGAGAAAAAAGCUGCUGAGGCAGAAGUAACUGAAGAAGAAAAGAUAAGGAGAAAAAAAUCAGAGAGUCCAGCUAUUAAAGAACCUGCAAAACGAAGGGAGUCUGACAAGAGAAGAGAAUCUGAAGAGGAAGUAAAAGCUGAAAAGCCAUCAUUUGUGCAGUCAUUAAGAUCUUUAAUUGUGGAAUCUGGUAAAUCAGCACAAUUUGUCUGCAGAAUUGAGUCUAAAACUGAAGCAAAAGUAAAUUGGUACAGAGAUAAAACAUUAAUCAAAGACUCAAAGGAGUAUAAAACAACAUUUACUGGAUCACUUGUAAAAUUAUUUAUUGAGAAAACUUCAAUUGAACAUUCUGGUAUGUAUACCUGUGAAGUUAUUAAUGAAUAUGGAAGAGAAGAAAGUUCAGCAGAACUUAUUGUAAGAGAAGAUGAAGUUAAAGAGCCAAAGAAAAAAGAACCAAAGAAGAAAGCAGAAAAGCCUGUGGAAGAAAAAAAAGAACUAAGUCUAGCUGAAGAAAGAGCCAAAUUAAAGAAAAAAGCUGCUGAGAAAAAAGCUGCUGAGGCAGAAGUAACUGAAGAAGAAAAGAUAAGGAGAAAAGGAUCAGAGAUUCCAGCUAUAAUUAAAGAACCUACACCAGAACCACAGUUAAAGAAAGUAUUAAAAGAACCUGCUGCUGGUGGAAGAAGAGGUUCAUUAUUGGAUACAGGAAGUCCUGCUGAUUCACGCAGACCAUCUCUUAUUAUUGCAGAUGAGAAAGAUGAAUCUGGUAUGAAGAAACUUAGACCAGGAGAAUUACUAGAAACCAGAAAAAGAAGACCAAGUGUUGAUUUACGAAGACCAAGCAUUUCAGAAUUACAAGAAAAGAUUGAUAAACCAUCAACUCCUUUGAAACCAAUACCUGAAUCUGGAGAAGGACCACCUGCAAUUGUUGAUUAUGAAAAUAAUGUUUGUGCAGUUGAAGGUGGCACAGCUUAUAUACCAUUCCAAGUCGAAGGAAAUCCAGUUCCAGAUUUUCGAUUUUAUAAAGGAGUACAGGAGAUAUUUGAAGGUGGUAGAUACAAAGUAAUUACUGAUGGGGAUACGAAUACUGUGUGCUUAUGUAUCAGAAAAGCUAAGACCAAUGAUGAAGGAAAAUAUAAAGUUGUUGCCUAUAAUAAACAUGGAGAGGAUAGCGUAACAAUAACUCUGUUUGUCAGUGAUGAAAGUGGUAUGGAUUUCAGAGCUAUGUUGAAACAUAGACAAUAUGCUAAAUGGGGUAGAGAUCCUAAUGAUCCUGACUGGGGAGGUCUAAAGGAGACAGAACAAGAUAGGAAAGGAAGUCUCAAAGAGGCAAAGACAAGCAAAGACAAGAUAUUUCAACGAGGUGUGAAGUUUUCAUUAGCUGAAGCAAUACCAGAUUGGCCAGUUCUCAGUCGAGUCAAAAGAUCAAAAGAGAAGCCAGAUAUGUUUCUUCAACCUCUUCAAAAUAUUACUGCUAAGGAAGGAAAAGAUAAAAAAGCACGAUUUGAAGCUGUAUAUUCAAGAAGUGGUGUUAAAGGAAAAUGGUUUAAGAAUAAACAAGAAUUAUUUUUGGGAAAGAAAUAUCACAUGAAAUCUGAAGGUGAUCUACAUGUUCUUGAAAUUAAUAAUCCUAUGGUUGAUGAUUCUGGAAGAUACACAAUACAGUGUUUAGAUACUCAAUGUUCUGCUGUUCUUGAUGUUGAAGAACCUGAUCCAGUGUAUAAAUUUGUUAAAAAAUUGCCUUCUAAAUUACAUGAAUAUACUACAAAAGAAGCAGUUUUAGAAUGCUCUGUAAAUAGUCAUAAAGCACCUGUUAAAUGGUAUAAAGGAGAUCAGAAAAUUGAGUCCAGUGAUAGGUACAUUAUAGAAUCAGAUCAGCUGGGUCGUAAAACACUUAAAAUUUUAGACUGUGUAAUUGAAGAUUCUGGUGAUUAUUCAUGUAAAAUAAAUGCUGAUGAAGUAACUACUACAAAAUUAUUUAUAUCAGAAGGCCGCAAAAUAAGAUUAGAAAUUAUGUCAACUAAUUGGACAGAUAUAGUAGAAUUGCCAUGCAAAACUAAUGCAGACACUACAACUGCAGAACUAAUUGUAGAACCUGCUAAUAAACUCAUGAAGAAAUUAAAAGAUACAAAUGUAUUAGAAAGAGAAGAACUUGUAUUAGAAGUAGAACUAAUGGAUAGAAAAGCACCUUUGCAAUGGUUUAAAAAUGGAGAACCAAUAAAAGCAUCUGAUAGGGUAGCCAUUAAAAUGCUAGAUAAUGGUAAACAUCAAUUAAUUAUUAAAAGUAGUGAAAUAGUCAAAAGCAACAAUGUACCACAGCCACCACAAGCACCACUUGAUGUCACAGAUGUCUUCAGGGAUCGUUGUAAACUUUCCUGGAAACCCCCAAAAGAUACAGGAGGAUUACCUUUACUUCAUUAUUUGGUAGAGAUGCAAGAUCUUGGACAGAGAGGUGGAUGGGUGGAAGUUGGUACUGCAAAAGACACUACUCUUGAUGUAAACAAUCUUGUUCAUAAGAAGGAAUAUAAAUUCAGAGUUCGAGCAGUUAAUAAAAAAGGUGUAUCAGAACCAUUAGUGACUCCUAAAUCUAUAAUUGCUAAAGAUCCAUAUGGUAAGUUAACUUUUUUUCUUAAGCCAUAUAUCAUUGGCGAUGAUUUGAAGAAUAUUGUAGUCAAAAAAGGCCAAGUUAUAAAAUAUGAAAUUAAGAUUGGAGGUGAACCACCACCUGAUGUGAAAUGGGAUUUAAAUGGCACAACAAUAGUUGCAUCAAAGAAGAUCACUAUUGAAAAUGCUGCAAAGUUAACAAUGAUAACAGUUAGAGAUGCUGUACGAGCAGACAGUGGAAAAUAUACUUUAACUCUUACCAAUAGUUCUGGAACUGUUUCAGGAAAUGCUGAUGUUGUUGUUCUUGAUAGGCCAGCAACUCCCCGUGGUCCACUGGUUGCAGAAGAAGUUCGUGCUGAUCAUAUUAAGAUUAAAUGGCAGAAACCACCCGAUACUGGAGGUCAAGAACUUAAAGGAUACGUUAUUGAAAAAAUGGACAUGGAUACUGGAAGAUGGCUUCCAGCUGGAGAAGUUGGUCCAGAUAAAGAAAACUUUACAAUUGAAGGUCUUACACCAAAGAAAAAAUAUAAAUUUCGUGUCAAGGCUCUUAAUAAGGAAGGAGAAUCUGAACCACUUGAAUCUGAUCAACCAAUUGUGGCUAAGAAUCCUUAUGAUGAACCAAGUAAACCUGGAAAACCAGAUAUUAUUGAUUGGGAUAAUACUAGAGUUGAUCUUAAAUGGUCUGCUCCUUCCAGUGAUGGUGGACGACCAAUUACAACUUACAUUAUUGAAGCAAAAGAGAAGUUUAGUCUUGAUUGGGUUGAAGUUUUGAAAACUGAUAAUGACAAAUGUGAAGCUCGUGUAACAAAUGUUAAAGAGAAUAUGUCUUAUCAAUUUCGUGUAAAAGCUGUUAAUAAGGCCGGUACCAGUGAGCCAAGUGAACCAACUGAUCAUCAUAUUAUUAAACAUAGACAUUUGAAACCAAUGAUUGAUCGCACUAAUUUAGUUCCAAUUGUUGUAAAAGUUGGACGAUCACAUAAAUAUGAAGUUGAUGUUAGAGGUGAACCUCCACCAACUAUUACUUGGACAUUUGGUGAAAUAAAACUUUCAAAUGAUGACUUUAUUAAAAUUGAAAACAAAGAUUAUCAUACUGAUUUUAGCAUUAAUAAAGCAACAAGAAAACAUUCUGGGAGAUAUACAAUUUCUGCAUCAAAUGCAUCUGGUAAAGACAGUGCACAAGUUGAGUUUACAGUAUUAGGUGCACCUACAAGACCAGAGGGUCCACUUAAAGUGGAAGAUGUUCAUAAAGAAGGAUGUAAAUUAAAAUGGAACAAACCUAAAGAUGAUGGUGGAACACCAAUUAAACAUUAUGAAAUUGAAAAAUUAGAUAAAGAAACUGGUCGAUGGACAAGAUGUGGUAAAACAGAUAAACCAGAGUUUGAAGUUACUGGUUUAACACCAGGAAAAGAAUAUCUCUUUAGAGUUGCUGCUGUAAAUGAAGAAGGAGACUCUGAACCUCUGGAGACUUUAGAAUCAGUAAUUGCCAAAAAUCCUUAUGAUGAACCAGGACCACCAAGUUUACCAGAAUUUGUUGAUUGGGAUGAUACUAGUGUUGAUCUUAAAUGGGAACCACCUAAGAGUGAUGGUGGUGCACCAAUUACAAAGUAUAUUGUUGAGAAAAAGGAUAAAUUCAGUCCUAACUGGGAAAAAGCUGUUGAAGUUCAUGGUAAUACUCCACAGGCUAAAGUUCCAGACUUAAAGGAAAGACAAGAAUUACAGUUUCGAGUCAUUGCUGUAAAUAAAGCUGGUCCAAGUGAACCAAGUGAUGCAACUAAAAUUCAUAUUGUUAAGCAUAGACGAUUGAAACCAUAUAUUGACAGAACAAAUCUUGAUACAAUUACUGUUAAGAGAGGAAAAGUUGUGAAAUUGGAUGUAAAUGUUAGAGGAGAACCACCUCCUAAAAUAACAUGGAAAUUGAAGGAAAUGGUUGUAGAAAGCAAGGAAAAUAUUGAAAUUGUGAAUGUUGACUAUAAUACAAAAUUUACUAUUCAAGAUGCUCAAAGAAAACAUACAGGCUUAUAUAAAAUUAUUGCAGAAAAUGAAGUGGGAAAAGAUGAGGCUGAAGUUGAAGUAGUAGUUCUAGGAGCACCAACAAGGCCAGGUGGCCCAUUGAAAGUUGAAGAUGUCAAUGCCAAAGGCUGCAAACUAAAAUGGAAGAAACCUGAAGAUGAUGGAGGAAAACCAAUUAGCCAUUAUGUUGUUGAAAAACUGGAUACUUCUACAGGAAAUUGGGUACCUGUAGGACGUACUGAUAGUGAUAAACCUGAAUAUGAUGUUACUGGAUUAACACCUGGUAAAGAAUAUCAAUUCCGUGUUAAAGCAGUAAAUCCUGAAGGCGAAUCAGAACCAUUAACAACUGAUAGAGCUACCUUAGCCAAGAAUCCAUAUGAUGAACCAGGACCACCAAGUUUACCAGAAAUUGUAGAUUGGGAUGAAAAGAAAGUUGAUCUUAAAUGGGAGCCACCAAAGAAAGAUGGAGGUGCACCCAUUACAGGCUAUAUCAUAGAGAAGAAAGAACGAUUUGGUGCUAGUUGGGAACCAUGCUUAAAUACUAAUAGUCCCAAGCCAGAAUGCACACUUUCUGAUUUGACUAAAGGCCAACAAUAUCAGUUUAGAGUUCGAGCUGUGAAUAAAGCAGGUCCAGGUGAACCAAGUGAACCAACUAAGUCACAUAUUGUUAAAGAAAGAUACUUGGCACCAAAAAUUGUCAGAGACAAUUUGGAAACAAUUACGGUCAGAGCUGGACAAUCACCAAAACUUGAUGUAGAAAUUAUCGGAGAACCACCACCUACAGUAACCUGGUCAUUUGCGAAUAAACCAAUUGAUGGAACUGGAGCAGUCAAAGUUGAAAAUGAGGAUUAUUUAUCUCAUCUACUUNUUACUAUUCAAGAUGCUCAAAGAAAACAUACAGGCUUAUAUAAAAUUAUUGCAGAAAAUGAAGUGGGAAAAGAUGAGGCUGAAGUUGAAGUAGUAGUUCUAGGAGCACCAACAAGGCCAGGUGGCCCAUUGAAAGUUGAAGAUGUCAAUGCCAAAGGCUGCAAACUAAAAUGGAAGAAACCUGAAGAUGAUGGAGGAAAACCAAUUAGCCAUUAUGUUGUUGAAAAACUGGAUACUUCUACAGGAAAUUGGGUACCUGUAGGACGUACUGAUAGUGAUAAACCUGAAUAUGAUGUUACUGGAUUAACACCUGGUAAAGAAUAUCAAUUCCGUGUUAAAGCAGUAAAUCCUGAAGGCGAAUCAGAACCAUUAACAACUGAUAGAGCUACCUUAGCCAAGAAUCCAUAUGAUGAACCAGGACCACCAAGUUUACCAGAAAUUGUAGAUUGGGAUGAAAAGAAAGUUGAUCUUAAAUGGGAGCCACCAAAGAAAGAUGGAGGUGCACCCAUUACAGGCUAUAUCAUAGAGAAGAAAGAACGAUUUGGUGCUAGUUGGGAACCAUGCUUAAAUACUAAUAGUCCCAAGCCAGAAUGCACACUUUCUGAUUUGACUAAAGGCCAACAAUAUCAGUUUAGAGUUCGAGCUGUGAAUAAAGCAGGUCCAGGUGAACCAAGUGAACCAACUAAGUCACAUAUUGUUAAAGAAAGAUACUUGGCACCAAAAAUUGUCAGAGACAAUUUGGAAACAAUUACGGUCAGAGCUGGACAAUCACCAAAACUUGAUGUAGAAAUUAUUGGAGAACCACCACCUACAGUAACCUGGUCAUUUGCGAAUAAACCAAUUGAUGGAACUGGAGCAGUCAAAGUUGAAAAUGAGGAUUAUUUAUCUCAUCUACGCAUAGUAAAUGCUACAAGAAAACAUUCUGGAAAAUAUAAAAUAACAGCUGUGAAUAGUUCAGGAAAAGAUGAAGAAACUGUAGAAAUAGUUGUUCUUGAUAAACCUUCUAGGCCUGAAGGACCUUUAGAAGUUAGUGAUGUACAUGCAAAUGGUUGUAAAUUAGCUUGGAAUAAACCAAAAGAUGAUGGAGGAUUACCAAUUAGUGGUUACCAAGUUGAAAAAUUAGAUCCUAGUACUGGUCGUUGGGUUCCUGUUGGUAAAGCUGAUCCAAAUAAACCAGAAAUGACAGUUACUGGAUUAGAACCUGGAAAGAAAUAUCAAUUCCGUGUAAAAGCACUUAAUGAGGAAGGAGAUUCAGAACCUUUAGAAACAGAAAAAGCAACAUUAGCCAAAAAUCCAUAUGAUGAGCCUGGACCUCCUGGAUUACCUGAAGUCACUGACUAUGAUACUGAUUUUGUCCAACUCAAAUGGGAUCCACCGAUCAGAGAUGGUGGAGCACCAAUCAAUGGUUAUAUUAUUGAAAAGAGAGAUAAAUAUAGCAAUGAAUGGACUCCAGCAGCUGAAAUUCAUGGAAAUAUUCCUCAGGGAAAAGUAAAAGGAUUGAAUGAAGGUGAUAAAUAUGAAUUCCGUGUGAGAGCAUUAAAUAAAGCUGGUGCUGGUGAACCAAGUGAACCGACAUCUCCUCAUUUAGCCAAACCAAAAUUCUUGAAACCAAGAAUUGAUCGUACAAAUCUCAAAAGUAUUGUUGUCAAAGUUGGCCAAACUGUUAAUUUAGAUGUGGAUAUAAUUGGUGAACCACCACCUGCUGUUGUUUGGAAAUUAAAUAAUGCAAAUUUAGAAAGUGGACAAGUUUAUAGGAUAGAUAACAUUGAUUAUAACACAAAAUUUUCAAUACUUCGAGCAACCAGAAAAGAAAGUGGAAUAUAUACAAUUACUGCAACUAAUAGUUCGGGAAGUGAUGAAGCUCAGAUUGAAAUAACUGUUUUAGGAAAGCCUACAAGACCAAAUGGACCUCUGGAGAUAUCAGAUGUACAUAAAGAAGGUUGUACUCUAAAAUGGAAAGCUCCAGAUGAUGAUGGUGGUACUCCAAUUGAGUGUUAUGAAAUAGAAAAAAUGGAUGAAGAAACUGGCAUGUGGGUGCCUGCUGGAAAAUCUACAGAACCAAAAUUCCAUGUAAAUAAUCUUGUUCCUGGAAAAAAAUAUAAAUUCAGAGUAAGAGCUGUCAACAAAGAAGGUGACUCUGAAGAACUUGAAGCUGAUAAAGCUAUUUUGGCUAAAAAUCCAUAUGAUGAACCAAGUAAACCUGGAAGACCAGAACUUACUGAUUGGGAUAAUGAUCAUGUUGAUCUUAAAUGGACCAAACCUGAGAGUGAUGGUGGUGCACCAAUUACUGGUUAUGUCAUUGAGAAAAGAAAGAAGGGAACUUACAAAUGGCAGAAAGCUAAAGAAGUUAGUGGUACUAAUACUACUGCAACAGUUCCUGAUUUGGAGGAAGGGGAUGAAUAUGAAUUUAGAGUUAUUGCUGUUAAUAAAGCAGGACCCAGUGAACCAAGUGAUCCAUCCAAAUCAGUGGUGGCUAAACCUAGAUUUUUGGCUCCAUAUAUUGAUCGAACUAAUUUGAAAAAUGUAAUAAUUCGUACUGGACAAUCUGUGAAGUUUGAUGUUGAUGUUAAAGGCGAACCUCCUCCAGAAAUUGCUUGGGCUUUCAAUGAAAAUCCCAUCAAAGAUGAAAGAUUUAAGAUUGAAAUAGAAGAAUAUCAUACAUUAUUUUUAUUAACGAAAGCAAAGAGAUCAGAUACAGGAAAAUAUAUCAUAAGUGCCAAAAAUGGUUCUGGAAAAGAUGAAGUUGCAGUUGAAGUGACAGUAUUAAGUAAGCCUUCUAAACCUCAAGGUCCUCUUGAGGUAUCUGAUGUUACUGCAGAAGGUUGUAAAUUAAAAUGGAAUAAACCUGAAGAUGAUGGUGGUGAACCAAUACAACAAUAUGUUGUUGAGAAAAUGGAUACAGAGAGUGGCAGAUGGGUACCUGUUACUGUUACCAAAGAGCCACAAGCUGAAAUUGGUGGCCUUAUACCUGGAAAAGAAUAUAAAUUUAGAGUUAAGGCUGUCAAUCCUGAAGGUGAAUCGGAACCACUAGAAACAGAUGUUCCAACUUUAGCAAAGAAUCCAUAUGAUGAGCCUGGUAAACCUGGAAAGCCAACUCCUAAAGACUGGGACAAACAUCAUGUAGAUCUUACAUGGAAACCUCCUGCUAGUGAUGGGGGUGCUCCUAUUACAAGUUAUAUUAUUGAGAAAAAAGAUAAAUACAGUACCAAAUGGCAAAAAGCAGUUGAAGUUAUAGGUGAUAAAUGUGAAGCUAGAGUUCCAGACUUAAUUGAAGGCAUGGAAUACCAAUUUCGUGUAAAAGCAAUUAACAAGGCUGGACCAAGUGCUCCCAGUGAUCACAGUGAUUUAGUUGUUGCAAAACCAAGAUUUUUGGCCCCCAAAAUUGAUCGUUCUAGCUUGAAAGAUGUAACUAUCCGAGUUGGUCAAAGUGUUAAAUUUGAUGUAAAGGUCAUUGGUGAACCACCACCAAAAACAGCAUGGCUUUUUGAAGGAACUGCUCUCAAGCCAAGUUCUCAUCAUACCAUUGAAGCUGAACCAUAUCGAACAAAACUGAUUGUUCAUUCUGCAGAAAGAAAAGAUAAAGGGACAUACCGAAUUACUGCUGAAAAUAGUUCAGGAAAAGAUGAAGCCACUGUACAGUUAAUAGUAUUAGAUAGACCAUCUAUACCUGGUGGUCCUUUAGAAAUAUCAAAUGUUCAUGCUGAAGGAUGCAAGUUGAAAUGGAAACCUCCAGAAGAUGAUGGUGGUGUACCUGUUGAACAUUAUGCUGUUGAAAAAAUGGAUACUGAAACUGGUAGAUGGGUGCCUGUUGGUAGGACAACUAAACCAGAAAUAGAAGUUGGAAGUCUUGUUCCUGGACAAGAAUAUAAAUUCAGAGUUAAGGCUGUAAAUGCUGAAGGUGAAAGUGAUCCUUUAGAAAAUCAAAAACCAGUUUUAGCUAAAAAUCCAUUUGAUCCUCCUGGAAAGCCUGAAAUACCAGAAUUAAAAGACUGGGAUAAAGAAUUUGUAGAUCUUAAAUGGAAUCCACCUUUCAAGGAUGGUGGAUCACCAAUAACUGGAUACAUUAUUGAAAAGAAAGAAAAAGAUAGUAGCUUAUGGGUUAAAGCAGCUCAAAUAGAAGGAAAUGUGUCUGAAGGUCGUGUUCCAGAUUUAAUUCCAGGAGAAUCAUAUCAGUUCCGUGUUCGUGCUGUUAAUGCUGCUGGUCCAGGAGAAGCUAGCGAUGCCACAAAACCAGUAAUUGCCAAACCUAGAAAAUUGGCACCAAGAAUUGAUAGAAGAACAGUGAAAGAUGUUACUGUUAAGGUUGGGCAAGCAUUUGCAUUUGAUGUGAAAAUAAUAGGAGAACCUCCACCAACUGUAUCAUGGAGAAUUAAAGAUAAACCUGUGGUUGAGAGAUUAAAUCUUUCCAUUAAAAAUGUUCCAUACAAUUCCAAAUUUACCUGUGAUAAAGCUGAAAGAAAGGAUAGUGCUGUUUAUACCAUUGUUGCUGUUAAUCAACAUGGCUCAGAUCAAGUUGAUGUUGAAGUAACAGUCCUAGGAAAACCAGGUAAACCAGAGGGACCACUACAAGUAAGUGAUGUUAAUAAGAAUGGAUGCAAGUUGAAAUGGGAUAAGCCAAAAGAUGAUGGAGGAGAACCAAUAGAUGGUUAUGUUGUUGAGAAACAAGAUCCAGAUACUGGUUCAUGGAUACCUAUUGGUAAAACUCAUGCACCAGAAAUGGAAGUUACUGGUUUAACUCCUGGAAAAUCAUAUAACUUUAGAGUAAAAGCUGUUAAUAAAGAAGGUGAUUCAGAACCACUUGAAACAACAGAACCAAUCACUGCUAAAGAUCCAUAUAAUCCUCCUGAAGCACCUGGCAAGCCAGAACCAACAGACUGGAAUCGUGAUCAUGUUGACUUGAAAUGGGCUGCACCUGAUAAAGAUGGAGGUGCACCAAUUACCCAUUAUAUUAUAGAGAAAAAAGAAAAAGGAAGUCCACGUUGGGAAAAAGCUGCAGAAGUUCCAGGUGACCAGACUAAAGGAACAGCUCCUUUCCUGGAUGAUGGAAAAGAGUAUGAAUUCCGAGUUAUUGCUGUUAAUAAAGCUGGACCAAGUGAACCAAGUGAAACAUCAAAACCAAUAGUAGCCAAGCCAAGAUUCCUGGCCCCACAAAUCGAUCGAAAAAAUCUAAAAGAUAUUACAAUUAGAGCUGGACAACCAAUUAAAUUUGAUGUAGGAGUUAUUGGAGAACCUCCACCAACAAUAGCUUGGUCAUUGAAUGAUAGUCCAUUGAAAUCUGCAGAUCGUACUCAAAUUGAAAAUGAAGAUUAUAAUACUAAGUUGACAACAAGAAGAUCAAAUCGGGGUGAUAGUGGAAAAUAUACAAUCACUGCUACAAAUAAAUCAGGGAAGGAUACAGCUUCUGUCAAUGUGUUAGUAGUAGAUAAGCCAACUUCUCCUGAAGGACCAUUAGAAGUAAGUGAUGUUCACAAAGAGGGUUGUAAAUUGAAAUGGAAGAGACCAAAAGAUGAUGGUGGAGUACCACUUCAAUGCUAUGAAGUAGAAAAAAUGGAUCCAGAAACAGGAACUUGGUUACCUGUUGGAAAGACAAAAGAGCCAGCAAUGGAAGUAACUGGUUUAACUCCUGGAAAAGAUUAUAAAUUCCGUGUGAGAGCAGUAAAUAAAGAAGGCGAAUCAGAUCCAUUAGAAACAAAAGCAGCAAUUACUGCUAAAAAUCCUUAUGAUGAGCCAGGUAAACCAGGACCUGUUAAAGCAACUGAUUGGGAUAAAGAUCAUGUAGAUCUUGCAUGGACACCACCAGAAACAGAUGGUGGAUCACCUAUUACAGGAUAUAUCAUAGAGAAGAAAGAUAAGUGGGGAGAUUGGGAAAAAGCUGCAGAAGUACCAGCAGAUCAGACAAAAGCAACAGUUGGUGAUCUUGUUCAAGGACAGCCUUAUGAAUUCCGAGUAAAAGCAGUAAAUAAAGCAGGUCCAAGUGAGCCAAGUGAAACUACUGGUCCUGUUAUAACUAAACCCAGAAAACUGCCACCAAAAAUUGACAGAAAUGCAUUAAACAAAGUGAGAAUUAAAGCAGGCCAAUCUUUCAACUUUGAUGUUAAUGUAAUUGGAGAACCACCACCAACAAUAACUUGGACACUUAAAAGCAAAAAAGUACUACCUUCUGAUCGUAUUAAGUUAGUUAAUGAACCAUAUAAUACUAAACUCAAUGUUAAAAAUGCUAAUCGAUCUGACUGUGGAAAAUAUGUGAUCACAGCAGUAAAUGAUCACGGAAAAGAUGAAGCUGACGUUGAAGUUGUUAUAUUUGAUAAACCAUCAACACCUGGUGGGCCACUAAAAAUUGAUAAUGUACAUGCUGAUGGAUGCAAUCUGAAAUGGAAUCCACCAUAUGAUGAUGGAGGAAGUCCUAUAGAUCAUUAUGUUGUUGAAAAACAAGAUCCUAAAACAGGAGCAUGGACUCCAGUUGGUGAAACAGUUGGACCUGAGACAAAUAUGAAGGUUAAAGGUUUGCAACCAGGUGGUAAAUACAAAUUUAGAGUCAGAGCUGCAAACCGACAUGGUGAUUCUGAGCCUUUAGAAGCUGAUAAAGCAAUUGUUGCAAAAAAUCCAUUUGAUGAACCAGGUAAACCAGAUACACCCAAAAUUGAAGAUUAUGACAAAGAUUUUGUUAAGCUUGCAUGGAAACCACCAGCAAGUGAUGGAGGAUCACCAAUUACAGGAUAUAUUAUUGAAAAGAAGGAUAAAUACAAUCCUGAAUGGACACCUGUACUUGAAGUUCCUGGAGAUGAAACAAAAGCUAAAGUACCUGAUUUAAUAGAAGGAAACCAAUAUGAGUUCCGUGUUCGUGCAGUUAACAAAGGAGGCCCCGGAGAGCCAAGUGAUGCUACUGCCCAGCAUACUGCCAAACCUAAAAACAUGCCACCAAAGAUAGAUCGAAAUGCCAUGUAUAAUAUUCGUAUCAAGGCAGGUAAAAACUUUGAAUUAGAUGUGCCAGUGAGUGGAGAACCACCACCCACAAAAAAAUGGACUUUAGGAGAACGUUUAGUUGAUGAUUUACCAAGAUGGUCUGUCAUAAGUGAAGAAUAUAAAACAAAGUUAACUGUGAGAAAUGCAGAAAGAAAUGAUAGUGGAACUUUGACUCUUACAGCAAAUAAUAUUAAUGGUACUGAUUCCCAUAAAAUAACAAUUACAAUAUUAUGUCCUCCAACAGCACCAGAAAAUAUGCGUAUUGCUGAUAUAAAGAAAGAUGGUUGCACCGUUUCUUGGAAGACUCCAAAGGAUGAUGGAGGCUCAGAGAUUUCUCAUUAUUUGGUUGAAAAGAAAGAUAUAGAAUCUGGAAAAUGGAUGCCUGUUGGAGAAACUCUUAAUAACAAUAUUCGUGUUGACAAUUUGGUACCUAAUCAUGAGUAUCAGUUCAGGGUAAAAGCUGUAAAUAAAGAAGGAGAAUCACCUUGGUUGACUGGAAGAGAGUCUAUUGUUGCUAAAAAUCCAUAUGAACAACCUGAUAAACCAUCUCCACCAGAAGUGACAGACUGGGAUAAUGAUCAUGUUGAUUUAGAAUGGAAACCACCGCGUAAGGAUGGAGGUGCACCAAUUACAGGUUAUAUCAUUGAAAAGAAACCAAAAGGAAGUCCAGUCUGGGAAGAAGCUGCUAAAUUUCCUGGUGAUGCCACUAAAGGCCGCAUUCCUGAUUUGAAAGAAGGAGAAGAAUAUGAGUUCCGUGUUGUUGCACUGAAUAAAGCUGGACCAAGUGAUCCAAGUGAACCAUCACAAGCUGUUAUAGCUAAACCUAGAUUCUUGGCACCAUCAUUAGAUAAAACAGCUUUACAUGAUCUAAAAGUAAGAGCAGGAAGAACCAUAAAUUAUACAAUUCCAGUUAAAGGAGAACCACCUCCGAGUGUCACAUGGAAUAUUAAUGAUAAAUCAGUAGUUAAUAUGAAAAGAGUUGAAGUUGGAGGUACUGCCACUCAAACAAUUUUGGAAAUUAAAUCAGCAGAACGAACAGAUUCUGGAAGAUAUACACUGAUUUUAGAAAAUACUUCUGGCAAAACUUCAGCAUCUGCAACUGUAACUGUUGUAGAUCGCCCUUCACCACCAGAAGGUCCACUUGAUAUAUCUGACAUAACUAGAGAAUCAGCUCAUUUGAGCUGGAAAGCUCCUAAAGAUGAUGGUGGAAGUCCAAUUAAACAUUAUGUUGUUGAAAAAAUGGAUACAAGUCGUGGAACAUGGGUAGAAGUGGGAACAACUUCAUUAUUAAAUUUCAAGGUUCCGAAACUAAUUCACAAAAAAGUUUAUCAAUUCAGAGUAUCUGCUGUUAAUGAAAUAGGUGAUUCUGAUCCUCUUGAAGCUAAACGACCUAUUGUUGCUAAAAAUCCAUAUGAAAAGCCAGAUUCACCAGGAAAACCUGCAAUUAAAGAUUGGGAUAAAGAUCAUGUUGAUCUAGAAUGGACUGCACCAAAAGAUGAUGGAGGUAGUCCACUAACUGGUUAUAUUGUUCAAAAGAAAGAGAGAGGCUCUCCUGUAUGGACUAAAGCUCUGGAUGUGCCAGCUUCUAAAACUAAAUGUACUGUACCAGAUCUUAAAGAAGGAAAUGAUUAUGAAUUCCGUGUCGUAGCAGUUAAUAAAGGUGGUGAAAGUGAACCUAGUGAUCCAUCAGAUCUUGUUACAGCAAAACCAAGAUUCUUGGCACCGAAGAUUAUAUCACCAAUGGAAGAAAUCAAAAUAAGAAUUGGACAGACAAUGAAUUCAGAUAUUAAAUUCAUUGGGGAACCAGCACCUGAAGUAGUUUGGAAACAAAAAGAAAAGAUAUUGAAAUCAAAUGAAAGAUGCACUCUAUCAAAUUUUGAUGAUCAUACAAUUAUAAAUAUUGUUGAUUCCUGCAAAUUAGAUAGUGGUCCCUACACCCUAACACUGACUAAUGAUAGUGGUACAGACAGUGGUACAUUAACAAUUGUUAUACUUGAUAAACCAAGUCCUCCUGAAGGUCCUCUGAAGGUUGAUGAUAUUGAUAAAGAUCACGUUGUGUUAUCAUGGAAACCACCAAAAGAUGAUGGUGGAAGUGGAUUAACAGGUUAUGUUGUUGAAAAAAGAGAUAAGACCAGAGGUGGAAAUUGGGUGCCUGCUGUUUCCUUUGUACCACCUAAUACCAAUAGUUGCACUGUUCCAAAGCUUAUGGAAGGUACAGAAUAUGAGUUUAGGGUAAUGGCUGAAAAUGCUCAAGGAGUUUCUGAACCAUUAUCUACAACAAAACCAAUAACAGCUAGAAGUCCUUAUGCUGUUCCAAGUAAACCUGGUCAACCAGAAGCUGUUGAUCAUGAUCGUGAUUUUAUUAAAAUCAAAUGGGAUCCUCCAAGAUCAAAUGGUGGAUCACCAAUUUCUGGAUAUGACAUUGAAAGGAGGGAUUUGAAAUCUAACCGAUGGGUUAAAUUGAAUAAACAACCUGUUUUGCCUGUACAGUAUACUGAUAAUACUGUAACCGAUGGUCAUCAAUAUGAAUAUAGAGUAACUGCAAGGAAUGCAGCAGGAUCAAGUGAUCCAAGUCAACCUUCCAAACCAAUUGCUGCAAAACCAAUGAAAGAAAAGCCCAAAUUGCACUUGGAUGGUUUGUAUGGCAAAACAAUAAGAGUAAAAGCAGGAGAUCCUCUUAGUAUCAACAUUCCAUUAACUGGUGCUCCUCAACCAACAGUUUCAUGGACUAUUAAUGAUAAACCUAUUCCACCUACAAAUAGAGUUCAGACUGAAUUUGCUGAUGAAAUGAUUGCAUUGAGCAUUCCAGUAACACAAAGAAAUGAUAGUGGAAAAUAUACAAUAACAGCAAACAAUUCUUAUGGUCAAGAUUCUGCUGAUAUCACAGUAUUAGUUUAUGAUAAACCAGGAAUGCCAAAAGGACCUAUUGAAUAUCCUGAGACAACAGCAAACACUGUUACUCUGAAAUGGCAAAAGCCUGAAGAUGAUGGUGGUGCUGAUAUAAAUGGUUAUCAAAUUGAAAAAUGUGAAAUUGGAACUGAUAGAUGGCUUCCUGCUGGUUUUACAACAAUGACAACACACACAGUUAAGAGCUUAGAAGAAGGAAAACAAUAUAAAUUCCGAGUAAGAGCAGAAAAUCCAUAUGGAAUUGGGGAGCCUCUUGAAGGAAAACCUGUUGUGGCAAAGAAUCCAUUUGAUACUCCCGAUUCUCCUGGUCAACCAAAAGUUAAAGAUUUUGGUCCUAAUUUUGCAAACAUAUCUUGGAGUCCCCCAACUAAUGAUGGUGGAAAACCAGUUACAGGUUAUAUUAUUGAAAAACGUGAAAGAGGUUCACCAGAAUGGACAAAAGUUAAUAAUUAUCCUACACCAAAUACAGAAUUUACAGUGCCUAAUUUAAGUGAAGGAAGUACUUAUGAGUUUAGAGUUUUAGCAGUUAAUGAAGGUGGCCCUGGUAAACCAAGCAGACCAUCUCAUCCAAUUACAGCAAAGGAUCGUAAAUAUGCUCCAGAUGCUCCUGAUAUGCCAAAAGUAGACAAAGUUACAAAGAAUUCUGCAUCUCUAUCAUGGAAUAAGCCAAUUAAUGAUGGUGGUAGCAAAUUACGUGGUUAUUUAGUUGAAAAGAGAGCAAAGGGUGACAAAGAAUGGGAUCUAGUCAAUAAUAUGCCUCAUCCUGAUACUAAUUUUACUGUUCCUAAUUUAACUGAGAAUAAAGAAUACGAAUUCCGUGUCUUUGCUGUGAAUGAUGUCGGGGAAAGUCAACCAAGUAAACCAUGUGCUAUGGUUCUUAUUGAAGAUCAGCCAGACAAACCUAGAAUUGAUAUAGGAGCUGUUAAAGAUAUAACUGUAAAAGCGGGUCAAGAUUUUAAUAUUAGUGUGCCAUUCACUGCCUUCCCAAAACCAAAUGCCAUUUGGUCAAAAGGUGAUAGAGAUUUGGAUGACAAAGACACAAGAUAUUUCAGAAAGCUUGCAGAUAAUGAAGCUGUUCUUGCUGUCACUGAUUCAAAACGUUCUGAUUCAGCUCAAUACAAACUUUUCUUAAAGAACAAAUCUGGUUUUGAUACUUGUUAUUGUAAAGUAACUGUAUUAGAUCGUCCUGGUCCACCAGAGAAUUUAAGAGCUGAAGAUGUUGAUGGUGACUCCUUGACACUAAGAUGGUUACCACCUAAAGAUAAUGGAGGUGCUGAGGUGACCAAUUAUGUUGUGGAAAGACGAGAGAAAGGAGCUAGUUCUUGGACUCGUAUCAGCAGUUUUAUCACUUCAACUACUUUAAGAAUUCGUAAUUUAACAGUUGGACGUUAUUAUGAAUUCCGUGUCAUGGCAGAAAAUAAAUAUGGCACAAGUGAUCCUGCACUGCUGAGUGAACCAAUCCUAGCUAAAUUGCCAUUUGAUCCACCUGGUGCACCUGGAGUUCCACAUCCUGUUGAAACAUCAGAAGAUUCUAUAACACUAUCUUGGACUAAACCUCGUAAUGAUGGAGGAAGUCCAAUUACAGGUUAUGUUGUUGAAAAAAGAAAGAAAGGAGAUAAUAAGUGGUCAAGAGCUUCACUUGGAACUAUUCCUGACCUUACACAUAAAGUGGGUGGUCUAGCUGAAAAUAAUGAAUAUGAGUUCCGUGUCUGUGCAGUAAAUGCUGCUGGUCAAGGACCAUGGAGUUCAGCAUCAGAUGGAAUCUUUGCUAAAUCUCCUCCAAGUUCACCUAAAAUUGAUACAAGUUUUGCAAUGAGGGAUAUUACAGUUGUUGCUGGUGAAGAAUUUUCACUCAGAGUACCUUACACAGGAAAUCCUACUCCACAUGCUACCUGGACAAUUAAUGGCAAAGAUGUUACUCCAGAUAACAGAGUUUCUACUGAAGUAAAUGCUGAGUUUACAGUUCUUUUAAAUAAAAAAGCAAAGAGAGAGGAUACUGGAAAAUAUACAUUAAAAUUAACAAAUCCACAAGGUUCUGAUUCUGCAAGUUGUAGAGUAACUGUUGUAGAUAAACCAGGACCACCUCAGGGACCAUUAGAAGUUUCAGAUAUCACACCUGAAACUUGCUCCUUAUCAUGGCGACCUCCUGCAGAUGAUGGUGGAAGUCCAAUUACAAACUACGUUGUUGAAAAACAAGAUCCAACAACAGGGGUAUGGAUAAAACUCAGCAGUUUUGUCCGGGGAUGCCAUUAUGAUGUAAUUGGUUUAGAGCCAAAAAAGAAAUAUAAUUUUAGAGUUAGUGCAGAAAAUCAGUAUGGAGUUGGAACUCCUUUGGGAACAGAAACAGCUAUUACUGCUAAAUUUCCAUUUGAUGUUCCAGGACCUCCAGGUGCUCCUGAAGUUACUGAUUGGGACACAGAUAGUGUUACUUUAGUAUGGAAGAAACCAGCUACUGAUGGAGGAUCAAGAAUUCAAGGAUAUCAAGUAGAAUAUAGAGAUCCAUUAGAUGGAACCUGGAGAGUGGCUAAUGACUAUUUAGUAAAAGAUCCCACAUUUAAAGUGCCAGGACUGACAGAAAAUAAGGACUAUGAAUUUAGAGUUAAAGCUAAAAAUGCUGGUGGUUUCAGUAAACCUAGCAUACCAACAAGCUUUAAAGUCAGAGCAAAAUUCACUGUACCGUCACCACCACAAAAUGUAACUGUAACAAAAGUUGGAAAAACAUAUGUAGAUUUGAAAUGGGAGAAACCAGCAUCAGAUGGUGGAAGCAGGAUUACUGGUUACCUUAUUGAACGACGUGAUUUAUCUAGUCCAACAGGACAAUGGAUUAAAGCCAAUGACUAUACUCCUACUGACUGUGAAUACACAGUUUUGAAUUUAACUGAAAAUAAUAAUUAUGAAUUCCGAGUAUAUGCGAUCAAUGCUGCUGGAAAAAGUGGACCAAGUCAAUGUACUUCUCCUGUUAAAGUGACAGAUGUUGUUGAUGGAGCAAAACCAGAAUUUAUAAGAAAAUUAAUUAACAAAAAUACUAGUCUCAACAAAGGAUUAACAUUUGAAUGUGAAGGAAGUGGUAAACCAAUUCCAACUGCAAGAUGGUUUAAGAAUGGCCAAGAAAUUCAUCCUGCUGGACGUAUUAAGGCAGUAGCAACACCAGAUGCUGUUUACAAGCUUAUAUUCUCAGAAAUAUGGGAAUCAGAUGAAGGCGAAUAUACUUGUGAAAUUAGCAAUCCACUUGGUUCAGAGAGAUGUUUUGCUAAAUUAACUAUUGCCUCUCCACCAAAAAUAGAACGAUGUCCAAAUGAAGUUUACUUUCCAGAGAAUGAUAAUGGCAAAGUUAAGAUAUUUUUCUCAGGCACAGCACCAUUGGAAAUUUCAUUGUUCAAAGAUGGUUUGGAAGUACAAGAAAGUCCUCAUCUUAAAUUUACAGUUUUUGAUGAUUAUGUUAUAAUAUUUGUGCGUGAAGCUUUGAAAAAGGAUGAAGGAAAAUAUAAGUUGGUAGUCACUAAUGCAAGUGGAUCUGACAGUGGCUCAUUUUCUCUUCAUGUGACAGGUCUACCAGGACCACCUCAAGGUCCAUUAGAAGUGUCUGAUAUAAAUAAAAAUACAGCUACCAUAGCAUGGCGACCACCUGCUUAUGAUGGUGGCCGUAAAGUCACUCAUUAUAUUGUUGAGCGCAAAGAAACUAGUCGAAAUCAAUGGGUGAUUGCAUCAAGUUACUGUAAAGAUACUAUUUGUACUCUUCAAGGAUUAACAGAGGGUGGAGAAUAUUUAUUCCGUGUAAUGGCCGUCAAUGAAAAUGGACAAAGCAAACCUUUGGAUGGCACUAAUCCAGUUCUUGUCAAGUCACCUUAUGACCCACCUUCUGCUCCUGGAGUUCCAGUUGUUACAGAAGUAGGAGGAGAUUUUGUCAAUCUUUCUUGGGAUAAACCAGAAUCUGAUGGUGGAAGUCGUAUCCAAGGUUAUUGGAUUGACAAGAAAGAAGUGGGAACAAAUACUUGGCAGAGAGUGAAUCCAAAUCUUUGCAUUACAACUCAGAUUAAUAUUUCCAACUUAAUAGAAGAGCGACAAUAUGAAUUUCGUGUUUUUGCUGUGAAUGAAGCUGGAACCAGUCCACCAUCCUCUAACUCUAGUUCUAUACAUAUUAAAGAUCCAAAUGCACCACAACCACCAGAGUUUAUUAUGCCACUAAGAACAAUUAUGGCUGUAGAGAAUAAACGAGCAGAAUUCUCUUGUAGAGUUACUGGAAAUCCAAAGCCCCAUAUUACUUGGUACAAAGGCAUGCGAGAAUUAUUUGAAGGAGGAAAGUAUUCAAUGUUGAGAGAUAAAGAAACAUAUACUUUAGUUAUCUCUGAAGUUUAUGGAGAAGAUGCUGAUGAGUAUUGUUGUAGAGCAAGCAAUAAGGGUGGAACUAGAACUUCCAGAGCAGAAUUACUUAUUAAGACUGCUCCUCACAUUCAUGUUCCUCCACGAUUCCGAGAACUAGCUAACUUUGAGAAGGGAGAAAAUAUAACUCUUAAGAUACCUUUCACUGGUUUCCCUAAACCAAAAUUAAAAUGGUCAAGGGAAGGAGAAGAAAUUGAGAGUGGUGGUCAUUAUGAUGUACAGCUUGGUGAACGUCAUGCUAUUUUAGUCAUUCGUGAUGUUACAAAAUUGGACAGUGGUCCAUACAGACUUGUUGCAGAAAAUGAAUUGGGUGUUGAUUCAGCAAUUAUUAAGAUACAGAUUAGUGAUAAACCAGAUCCCCCCAGAUUCCCAAUAGUUGAAAAUAUUUCUGACGAUUCAGUGACUUUAUCCUGGAAACCACCACUUUGGGAUGGAGGAAGUCAUGUUACUAAUUAUCUAAUUGAGAAGAGAGAAGUUCCAUUAAGCAGUUGGAUUAGGUGUGGAAAUACCAGAUUUUUAUAUCAUUUGGUUUCUGGUUUAAAUCCUGGUAAAGAUUAUGAAUUUAGAAUAUAUGCAGAGAAUGUUUAUGGUAGAAGUGAACCAAGUGAUCCAACUACUGUAAUUACUACAAAGCAAUCUGGAAAGGAUAGACAUAAGCGAAAACAAUAUACUGAUGCAUCUGGUCGAAGAGUCAGGGGCAAGCCUGAAGGCAAAGUUACAAAUUACGAUCAAUAUGUAUUUGAUAUUUAUGAAAAAUAUAUUCCUGGACCUGUUGAUAUAAAAACAUCCAGUGUUUAUGACUUCUAUGAUAUUUUAGAAGAAAUUGGAACAGGUGCCUUUGGUGUAGUUCAUCGAUGUAGAGAAAAACGUACAGGAAACAUAUUUGCUGCUAAAUUUAUCCCAAUAACACACCCAUUGGAGAAGUCUGUAAUUAAGAAAGAAAUAGAUAUUAUGAAUCAAUUACAUCAUCCUAAAUUAAUUAGAUUGCAUGAUGCUUUUGAAGAUGAUGAUGAAAUGAUACUGAUUUAUGAAUUUAUGGCUGGAGGAGAACUUUUUGAAAGAAUUACUGAUGAUAAUUAUAAAAUGUCUGAAGCAGAAGUUAUCAAUUAUAUGAGACAAAUAUGUGAAGGAGUAAAACAUAUGCAUGAGAAAAAUAUUGUCCAUUUAGAUAUUAAGCCAGAGAAUAUUAUGUGUCAAACUAAAACUGGAAAUAACAUUAAAAUGAUAGAUUUUGGACUGGCUACAAAGUUAGAUCCUAAAGAGGUUGUGAAAAUAUCAACUGGAACGGCUGAAUUUGCUGCACCAGAAAUUGUUGAUAGGGAACCUGUUGGUUUCUAUACUGAUAUGUGGGCUGUAGGAGUUCUUGCUUAUGUUUUGUAUAGGAAAUAUGACUUUAUAAAAUCUAUUCUAAAUGAUCUGAUAGAAAGCCAAAGUAAUGAAACUUUUCAAUUUUUCACAGGUUACCUUAUUGAACGACGUGAUUUAUCUAGUCCAACAGGACAAUGGAUUAAAGCCAAUGACUAUACUCCUACUGACUGUGAAUACACAGUUUUGAAUUUAACUGAAAAUAAUAAUUAUGAAUUCCGAGUAUAUGCGAUCAAUGCUGCUGGAAAAAGUGGACCAAGUCAAUGUACUUCUCCUGUUAAAGUGACAGAUGUUGUUGAUGGAGCAAAACCAGAAUUUAUAAGAAAAUUAAUUAACAAAAAUACUAGUCUCAACAAAGGAUUAACAUUUGAAUGUGAAGGAAGUGGUAAACCAAUUCCAACUGCAAGAUGGUUUAAGAAUGGCCAAGAAAUUCAUCCUGCUGGACGUAUUAAGGCAGUAGCAACACCAGAUGCUGUUUACAAGCUUAUAUUCUCAGAAAUAUGGGAAUCAGAUGAAGGCGAAUAUACUUGUGAAAUUAGCAAUCCACUUGGUUCAGAGAGAUGUUUUGCUAAAUUAACUAUUGCCUCUCCACCAAAAAUAGAACGAUGUCCAAAUGAAGUUUACUUUCCAGAGAAUGAUAAUGGCAAAGUUAAGAUAUUUUUCUCAGGCACAGCACCAUUGGAAAUUUCAUUGUUCAAAGAUGGUUUGGAAGUACAAGAAAGUCCUCAUCUUAAAUUUACAGUUUUUGAUGAUUAUGUUAUAAUAUUUGUGCGUGAAGCUUUGAAAAAGGAUGAAGGAAAAUAUAAGUUGGUAGUCACUAAUGCAAGUGGAUCUGACAGUGGCUCAUUUUCUCUUCAUGUGACAGGUCUACCAGGACCACCUCAAGGUCCAUUAGAAGUGUCUGAUAUAAAUAAAAAUACAGCUACCAUAGCAUGGCGACCACCUGCUUAUGAUGGUGGCCGUAAAGUCACUCAUUAUAUUGUUGAGCGCAAAGAAACUAGUCGAAAUCAAUGGGUGAUUGCAUCAAGUUACUGUAAAGAUACUAUUUGUACUCUUCAAGGAUUAACAGAGGGUGGAGAAUAUUUAUUCCGUGUAAUGGCCGUCAAUGAAAAUGGACAAAGCAAACCUUUGGAUGGCACUAAUCCAGUUCUUGUCAAGUCACCUUAUGACCCACCUUCUGCUCCUGGAGUUCCAGUUGUUACAGAAGUAGGAGGAGAUUUUGUCAAUCUUUCUUGGGAUAAACCAGAAUCUGAUGGUGGAAGUCGUAUCCAAGGUUAUUGGAUUGACAAGAAAGAAGUGGGAACAAAUACUUGGCAGAGAGUGAAUCCAAAUCUUUGCAUUACAACUCAGAUUAAUAUUUCCAACUUAAUAGAAGAGCGACAAUAUGAAUUUCGUGUUUUUGCUGUGAAUGAAGCUGGAACCAGUCCACCAUCCUCUAACUCUAGUUCUAUACAUAUUAAAGAUCCAAAUGCACCACAACCACCAGAGUUUAUUAUGCCACUAAGAACAAUUAUGGCUGUAGAGAAUAAACGAGCAGAAUUCUCUUGUAGAGUUACUGGAAAUCCAAAGCCCCAUAUUACUUGGUACAAAGGCAUGCGAGAAUUAUUUGAAGGAGGAAAGUAUUCAAUGUUGAGAGAUAAAGAAACAUAUACUUUAGUUAUCUCUGAAGUUUAUGGAGAAGAUGCUGAUGAGUAUUGUUGUAGAGCAAGCAAUAAGGGUGGAACUAGAACUUCCAGAGCAGAAUUACUUAUUAAGACUGCUCCUCACAUUCAUGUUCCUCCACGAUUCCGAGAACUAGCUAACUUUGAGAAGGGAGAAAAUAUAACUCUUAAGAUACCUUUCACUGGUUUCCCUAAACCAAAAUUAAAAUGGUCAAGGGAAGGAGAAGAAAUUGAGAGUGGUGGUCAUUAUGAUGUACAGCUUGGUGAACGUCAUGCUAUUUUAGUCAUUCGUGAUGUUACAAAAUUGGACAGUGGUCCAUACAGACUUGUUGCAGAAAAUGAAUUGGGUGUUGAUUCAGCAAUUAUUAAGAUACAGAUUAGUGAUAAACCAGAUCCCCCCAGAUUCCCAAUAGUUGAAAAUAUUUCUGACGAUUCAGUGACUUUAUCCUGGAAACCACCACUUUGGGAUGGAGGAAGUCAUGUUACUAAUUAUCUAAUUGAGAAGAGAGAAGUUCCAUUAAGCAGUUGGAUUAGGUGUGGAAAUACCAGAUUUUUAUAUCAUUUGGUUUCUGGUUUAAAUCCUGGUAAAGAUUAUGAAUUUAGAAUAUAUGCAGAGAAUGUUUAUGGUAGAAGUGAACCAAGUGAUCCAACUACUGUAAUUACUACAAAGCAAUCUGGAAAGGAUAGACAUAAGCGAAAACAAUAUACUGAUGCAUCUGGUCGAAGAGUCAGGGGCAAGCCUGAAGGCAAAGUUACAAAUUACGAUCAAUAUGUAUUUGAUAUUUAUGAAAAAUAUAUUCCUGGACCUGUUGAUAUAAAAACAUCCAGUGUUUAUGACUUCUAUGAUAUUUUAGAAGAAAUUGGAACAGGUGCCUUUGGUGUAGUUCAUCGAUGUAGAGAAAAACGUACAGGAAACAUAUUUGCUGCUAAAUUUAUCCCAAUAACACACCCAUUGGAGAAGUCUGUAAUUAAGAAAGAAAUAGAUAUUAUGAAUCAAUUACAUCAUCCUAAAUUAAUUAGAUUGCAUGAUGCUUUUGAAGAUGAUGAUGAAAUGAUACUGAUUUAUGAAUUUAUGGCUGGAGGAGAACUUUUUGAAAGAAUUACUGAUGAUAAUUAUAAAAUGUCUGAAGCAGAAGUUAUCAAUUAUAUGAGACAAAUAUGUGAAGGAGUAAAACAUAUGCAUGAGAAAAAUAUUGUCCAUUUAGAUAUUAAGCCAGAGAAUAUUAUGUGUCAAACUAAAACUGGAAAUAACAUUAAAAUGAUAGAUUUUGGACUGGCUACAAAGUUAGAUCCUAAAGAGGUUGUGAAAAUAUCAACUGGAACGGCUGAAUUUGCUGCACCAGAAAUUGUUGAUAGGGAACCUGUUGGUUUCUAUACUGAUAUGUGGGCUGUAGGAGUUCUUGCUUAUGUUUUACUUAGUGGAUUGUCGCCAUUUGCGGGAGAUGAUGAUGUAGAAACCCUAAAGAAUGUAAGAGCAUGUGACUGGGAAUUUGAUGAUGAAGCAUUUGCAACUGUUUCAGCAGAAGCAAAAGACUUCAUUAAGCGAUUACUUACAAGAAAUAAAGAGAAAAGAAUGACUGCACAUGAAUGUUUAGAGCAUGCAUGGCUCAAGGGUGAUAUAAAAGAUUCUGCAACCAUUCCAAUUCCUAACAGAAGAUACAUAAAAUUCCGUGACAGUAUACGUGCAAGAUACGGAGAGUAUUGGUUUUCAAGUAUUUUACCAAUUGGUCAUAUAUCAAAUUACAGUUCCUUAAGGAAACUUAAUCAAGAUAAAUAUAAAAUUGGAGACUUUUACUUUGACCGUCAACAAGCUGCACCUAGAUUUGUCAUCAGACCUCAGAGUACUUUUGUAUAUGAAGGUCAAAGUGCAAACUUUUAUUGUAGAGUCAUUGCAGCAGCUCCAGCAGUUGUCUCUUGGUUCAGAGACAAUUUGGAGCUACGUUUAAGUGUAAAAUAUAUGAAGAGGUAUCAAGAUGAUGAUUAUUGGUUCAUAAUAAAUCGCUGUAAACUGGAUGAUAGGGGCGAAUAUAUUAUCAGAGCUGAAAAUUCUUAUGGUUACAGAGAACAACCUGUCUUGCUUAAUGUUCAUUCAAUUCCAAUAAGCAUACCUGAAGUAAGGUUGGAAGAACCAGUCAGGAAAAGACAAGAACCACUUUAUUUCAAACCUUGGGAAGAACCAAAAGAUUCUCCACCCAAUUUUACUUUCCUCUUGAGACCUCGAGUCAUCCAGUCUGGUAUUGGUGUUAAAUUACUCUGUUGCCUCACUGGAAAACCCACUCCUGAGAUUAAAUGGUAUAAAAAUGGAAGAGAAGUAAAUAAAUAUGAAUGCAGUAUGGGAUAUUCAGAUGGUGUUGCUAUAUUAGAAAUUGCAGCAUGUUCUGCUGAUGAUGCAGGAAAAUAUACAUGCAGAGCUUCAAAUAGACUAGGAGAUGAUGAAACUAGUUGCUUUGUUAUUGUAGAAGAUCAUAAAAGUUCAGCACUACAAUCACCAGUCAUAAUGGGAUCACCAUUGAGGGUUUCUACUCCAACAAGACAACCUUUCUCCAGUGUCACAGAUAUCUACAAGAGAGAUUAUUCACCUUCACCAUAUUCCAGUAAAUCUGAAUAUUCACAUUCAUAUUCUUCUUCUGACCAGAAGUAUUCCAGCAGUAUGAAGAAAACAAGCAGUGAAUAUGUCAGUAGUACUUUAAGUAGUGCAGCUUCCAGGCUUUCAGUUCCAGAAACGACAAAACGAGUACAAAAACCCUACGGUAAAAAAGAGGGUACCAGUCCAACACGAUCUCGAACAGCUACUAAAGAAUUAGAAAUUCCAGAAGACACACCAAUGACACCACCAUCCUUCAAAGAAUUAUUAAAGGAUCAAAAUAUUAAAGAUGGAGAAACCAUGAUCUUAAAAUGCAUAAUUGAUGGAGAUCCAGAGCCCAAAGUAGAGUGGCUUAAAGAUGGAAAGAUAUUACAUUCUUCUGAAAUUAUGAAUUUGAAAUACAAAAACAAAGAAGCAAUGCUGAUUAUUGCUGAAGUUUAUCCCGAGGAUGCAGGAGAAUACAUGUGUAAAGCCAGAAACAGUCUAGGAGAAGUUUCUAGCAAGUGUAAAAUUACUAUAUUACCAAUGGACAAGAAAGCUGGAAAACCAGAAAAGAAGAGCGAGGGACCUCUCCGAGUAGUAGAACACCUAACAAGUCAAGCUAUUCCAGAUGGUAGUGCUGUAACACUCAGAUGUAGGAUCAAAGGUCCACCUAAGUUUGAAGUAGUGUGGUUGCACGACGAUAAAGAAAUCAAGUCCAGCAAAGAUUUCCAAUAUAAGAAUGAAGGCGAUGUGUAUGAACUCAUAAUACCAGAAAUUUAUCCUGAAGACACUGGCAGCUACACUUGUGAUGCAUUUGAUAAUGAAGCAGAAGCUUUCACAACUUGUAUGUUAGAUGUCAGUGUACCCGGAGAAGAACCAAAAGGUCCCAGAUUUUCUACUUAUCCCCAGUCAAUAACCGUUGCUAAAGGAGAAGCUGCCACAUUAACGGCCGUCACAGCAAAGGCUGCCAAAUCGGUGGAAUGGCUUAAAGAUGGAAAAACUUUAGAUACUUCUAGUCCAAGAUAUAAAUUUUCUAAGGAAAAGAACAAAAUAUCUCUCAGUAUCCCAUCCACCGUAUCUACGGAUGUCGGCCAGUAUACAGUGUGUGUAAAGAACGAAGCUGGUGAGAGUAAGGCAGUCGCCUCGAUAAAUAUCUUAUCCGAAGCCGAAGCAUGAUGUAACUCACUCAUAUUUUAACGAACGACGGAAGUUGGAGAAUUCCAACUGCAAGUUCCAUUCUCACCAAUCAUAUCCAUAAACGAAAGAAUUAAAAAUAUUCACCAAUAUUUUUUAAGCUUUUGCAAAAUGCCAAAUUAUUUAUGAUUCGAGGCAAGAAUCGCGUUCGUGUCCUUUGUAUCAAUGUCGCUAGCUAUCGGGUUUUGUUUGAUUAUAUAUUAUAAAUUAAAUUUGAGAAAUCAAAAGCCCAGAAUGUAGUAUUUAUUCUGUCACAUUUCGGAUUUCAUGGACUGUUCUAAACACAAUCGUCCGGAUCAUUUGUCGAAUAUCUGGUCUGUCUUUUGUAAAACUGCCAUUUUCGUUAUUCGGUUGUAUUUAUCUGUAUUUAAUUCAGGCAUUGGAUCUCCAGAAUGUCAUUUUAAAUCGGUCACCUCAUAAAUUAUGUAAUUCUGAUGCUGUAUGUUAAGCUUGCCGAAUGUGAUGUAGCUAAAAUUUAGCUAAUGUGAAUAAAGAAUUUUUCUCUAUAAA